GAAACUGUUCUGCUGAAAGGAAGAAUUAACUGGUCUUUCAACUUCAGCCUUUUUAUUGUGAGAGGGGAGAUCACAGAAGUGUUACCAUGGGGAGAACAGCAGCUAAAGAACAGUUUAAUUGGGAUGAAUAUCUGAAAGAGACUGAAUCUGUAGCUGCCCCUCUACAUUGUUUCAGACAGUCUAGAAUUCCACCUACAAAUGAUUUCAAAGUUGGUAUGAAACUGGAAGCCCACGAUCCUCGCAAUGUUACCUCGGUUUGUAUAGCUACAGUAAUUGGAAUCACUGGUGCCAGACUAAGGUUGCGGCUGGAUGGAAGUGACAACAAAAAUGAUUUUUGGAGGCUUGUGGAUUCUUCGGACAUACAGCCCAUCGGGACCUGCGAAAAGAAAGGGGGCAUGCUCCAGCCUCCGCUUGGGUUCCAGAUGAAUGCAUCUUCUUGGCCAAUGUUUCUCUUGAGAACUCUCAAUGGAGCUGAAAUGGCACCUGCAGCAUUCUUUAAGAAGGAACCACCAAAACCUGUGCCAAACUGCUUUAAAGUUGGAAUGAAACUUGAAGCUAUAGAUAGAAAGAACCCAUACUUGAUUUGCCCGGCAACCAUUGGAGACGUUAAAGGAGACGAAGUUUUUGUUACGUUUGAUGGCUGGAGAGGAGCAUUUGACUAUUGGUGCAGAUGUGAUUCUCGAGAUAUUUUCCCAGUUGGAUGGUGUAGCUUGACAGGAGAUGCAUUACAACCACCAGGGAACAAUGUUUCCAUUACAAAGAGCAGUGCAAAAAUCCAAUCUUCCCCUUCCAAAGUGACCCGGCGUUCAAUGCAGUCUCCACAGAAAUCUGCUCCAGUACCAGCGCAACGGGGCAGGAAACCAGGUCGGGGCAAACCCCCUGGACAGUCUGCAGUUCCCAAGAAGGGCAGGUCUCCUAAAAAUAUUCCCCUGACAAAAACCACCUCUCAUACUGAAAACCUUAAAACAAGGAAAAAAAGUUUAAAACCUGGAAAAAAGAAACAAAGCAUUAGGAACAGUGAGGGCUUGCAGAAUUUCGGCAUCUUGAGUAUACAGCUGGAUUUGCCAAGCGAGUCUCUUAGAUACCCUCUAAUCCUGGAGUCUGGAUCUCUGUGGGCUAUGGGAUCUGUUGCUGGUGAUGUGCGGAAAGGGGUGGAGUAA
Leptosomus discolor (cuckoo roller) is the source of this 1160-nucleotide messenger RNA. NCBI's taxonomy places the organism in Eukaryota, Metazoa, Chordata, Aves, Leptosomiformes, Leptosomidae. The record is from RefSeq and is a predicted model, not a curated record.